AUAACCCAGCAGUCGUAUUCGGGUUUUGUUGGGGAAAAGGCUACAUGAUGGCCCCCUUGUUAAUGUAGCUUGUAAAUAGGAAGACCAUACUGAUACAAAAAUGUGUUCUGCUUGAACCUUGGAGACCAAGUUUAAAUCUGUGUGUUUUUAUUAUGAAAACUGAAUUAUUUAUGUUGCUUGUUAGAGUUUGCAUUUUGCUUGUGUUUGCUUGUUAGGGUCAGACUAUUUAUGUAUUAUAAAGGCCAACAAGUUUAACAAAGAAGAAGAAGUGGGAAGAGAGUGGUGACCAACUUAGUUAAAGGGAAGACCCAGGUCCCAGCUGGACUAUAAAUGUCAAGCAUGGUUCUAUUCUGCAACCUCAGUUCCAUUGUUUCAAAAGUGUUACGCAGGUGUUGAGUUUUUUCGUUUUUUUUCAUAUUUCCAUUAGCCUUUCCCUCUAUUCUUGGUCUGCUUCCUUUCUGACUGAAGAACAGGCAGCUGGCCCUGAGAGGAUUUCCUUAUUUGUACGGAGCCAUCAAGAACCUGCAAGGUGUGAUGCACAGCAGCAGUAGCCAAGGAUCCUCACACUGAUCUAUUUCAGUAUUCUGAGGUCGGGGUUAGAAACGAAACGACCCCGUUGAGUUGUUACUUGGCAGCACACCUGCUUCCAAUAGACACACCUGGACCACAACACAGAGCUGCCAAAAUACUUUUCCCACGCGUGAACUUCCACCGGACUUGACCCUUAUCUGCCCUGUCCUGUUGCCAACCCCUCACCUUACCUUUGACCCCACCAGAGGACUGGGAAGGCUACCUGAGAGGACUGCUGAUAAACACAGCUAGGCUGAAGCACUAGCACUUUUUUUUAAACUAACAGGAACUGACACCGCUAGUCAAACCGCUAGUUCUCCCAUGAAGAAGCUGUAUAGAUGAAGAAGAGCAUGAGACGUGGAGCAUGGAGAAAUGUAUAGACGGCGCUAGACGACUUAUCCCGGGGACCCAAUGAGUCGCUCUGGUUUCUCCAGCAGCUCCAGCCUGCUCCAGGGACGGCGCUUCUACUGCCGGGAAUGGGCCCUGGACAAGCUGAGGCACUGUCUGGAGGCGCGCUCUGUGCCAGGGCGGCCGCCGGGGCUCCUGCUGACCGGGGGCCCCGGUGCUGGGAAGACGGCCCUAUGCACUGAGUUGGUGUACCCCACCUCGGAUGCAGGGAUCAGGGUCGGGCUGGCGGCACGCUGCCUGGCUUCCCACUUCUGCCGGAGGGAGGAACAGCGUAGCGUCGUGUUGUGGAGGUUUGUUCUGGGACUGGUGGAACAGUUGAGGGCCUCGCCUCUCCUUCCUCCUCGCUACGCUGAGUUGCUGGACACCCCCUUCGUGUCCUCUGCUCUGGAGCCCCUCCAAUGCCAGAAGGACCCCGAUGACACAUUCAAAAGGGCAGUGUUGUCUCCCCUGCUGGACAUUCCUCCUCCUACGCACACUUUAAUGGUGGUGGUGGACUCGCUGGACUCAGAGCUUGGCUACGGGACAGGCGACGGUGGAGCAGGGGCUGUAGGGGCACCCCCAGGGAAGAGCAGUACCAUUGCAGAGCUCCUUGCCAGCCACCAGCACCUGCUGCCCAGCUGGCUGUUGAUCGUGGUCUCUGUCCGACGCCAUGACAAAGCCGCGUGCAAGAUGUUCUCAGCUUUUCGUAAGCUGUGCUUGGAUGACCUGCGGAAGCCCUCUCCAGUACGUGAUGUGCAGCAGUACAUUCUCCACCGGCUGGACAAGGAGGGUCCACUGCGCCGGCAGCUGACCCCCGAGACGGCCGACAUGCUCAACCUGCUGCACAUCAAGAGCAGCGGCUGCUUCCUGUUCCUGGAGCGCGUGCUGGACGGCGUGGCGGCCUCUCUGAUUGGUCUACGAGAGAUCCGUGACAUCCCUGGGACACUCAAUGGCCUCUACCUGUGGCUGUGCCAGAGACUCUUCCCCAAGGGGCUGUUUCUCCAGGUCAGGCCCCUCCUCAAUGCCCUAUUGGCCGCCCCCAGGCCCCUCAGCAUUCAGCAGCUCUUCACCGCAGUCUGGACCCAGGACACCACCCUCAACUUCCCGGACUUCCAGAGCCUCCUUCAGACCCUCUCUCCGAUCCUUAUUGAUGGCCCCUUCGGGAACAAGCUGCUCUUCCAUGCCAGUUUUGCUGAGUGGCUAAUGGAUGUCAAAUACUGUACACAGAAGUACCUGUGUAGUGUAGAAGAGGGACACUGCAUGCUUGCUAUGACCCUCACAUUAUGGGGCCCACACCUGAACACAGAGGAAACCUGCCAGCUAGGGACCCAUCUGGUUUGCUCAGGUAUGCACAAGGACAACCCUUCCCUGUUGGCAUUGUGGAUUCUCUUGGCAGACAUACCUCCUCUCACUCCCUGCUUUAGCCCUAAGCUACCCUGCCACGCUCCUUGGGACUGUAGCUCCUCCUCAACUGAACCGCCUGUUCUAGUUAGUCAGGAAGUACUUCAGCUCUUAAUGAGAAGUGGCAUUUUUCCUCCAACCUGCUCUACAGAUUUAGGUCCAAAUGUAGGAGUGCAUUGUCUAGAGGGUUCUGGGACUGUUGUGCGACAGGCAUUAGAAAGGCAGGACUCUGUGAGGAUACUGUUAGACAGUGGGGUGUUUGUCAACCGAGUCAACUCAAUCGAUGGACAGACUAUGCUGGCCAGUGCAGCCCUAGUGGGCUCAGUUGACGUAGCCAACCUCCUCCUGACACGAGGAGCUGACCCCUUAAUUGGGGAUUAUCAGGGUCAAACGCCACUCACGUUGGCAUCCAGGCAGGGUCACAUCGGAAUAUUGGCAGAACUCCUUAACUGGGCUAAACUGCAAGAGCCAAAGACCGUAGUAAGGAUGUUAGAGCACGCAGACAGUGAGGGAUGGACAGCGUUGCGUUCUGCGGCAUGGGGAGGACACAGUGAGGUUGUACGUCAACUGUUGGAUGCAGGGGCAGAUGUUGAUGGUUGUGAUAGUGAGGGACGGACUGCACUAAGAGCUGCUGCCUGGGGGGGGCAUGAGGAGAUCCUUCUUACCUUGCUUGACUAUGGGGCCAAGGUGGACAAGGCCGACCGUGAGGGUCGCACCCCACUUAUUGCUGCUGCCUACAUGGGACACAGAGAGGCUGUAGAGAUCUUGCUGGACCACAAUGCAGAUGUCAACCUUGCUGAUGGAGACAGGCGCACCGCCCUGUCAGUGGCUGCCCUUUGUGUCCCUACUGCAGCUGGGGUCAAUGGUUAUGGGGAGGUAGCUAGUCUGUUACUGGAGCGGGGGGCAGAUCAAGGACAUCGCGACCAUGAUGGAAUGACCCCCCUGCUUCUUGCAGCCUAUGAGGGCCAUGAGGACAUAGUUGAGUUGCUCCUAGAAGCUGGGGCUGAUGUAGAUGAGAGUGCAGGCCCUGACGCCAAUGCCCCGGCUGCAGCUGCGGUAACCCCGCUGCUGGCCGCUGCGGCCAUGGGUCACAUUAAGACAGUGGAGCGGGUGCUUUUCUGGGGUGCGGCUGUGGAUUCCAUCGAUGGGGAAGGAAGGACAGCACUAAGUCUUGCCGCAGCCAGGGGAAGUGUGGAGGUUGUCCGUGCAUUACUAGACCGAGGCUUGGAUGAGAACCAUAAAGACGACUUGGGCUGGACACCGCUGCACGCGGCAGCCUGUGAGGGCCAUCGUACCGUGUGUGCUGCCUUGACGGAGCGUGGCAGCAUGGCGCGGGUUGGGGAAAUGGAUAUUGAAGGACGAACUCCCCUUAUUUUGGCAGCCCAGGAGGGUCACUGCAGCACUUCCAGGAUCUUGUUGGAUAGGCGAUCGCCAAUAGAUCAUCGGGCCUAUGAUGGACACUCUGCCCUGAGUGCGGCUCUCCUGGAGGGCCAUGGUGAGGUGGCAGAGCUGCUUAUGAGACGGGGGACUGACACUGAUGUCCGGGAUGCAGAGGGAAGGCCUCUACUCUACCUCCUGGUUCUUGAGGGUCACUUUGACGUGGCUUCGCUCCUUAUAGAUAAAGGAGGCGUGCCCCUUGAGUCCCGGGAUGCAGAGGGCCGCACAGCUCUUCAUGUGGCCUCUUGGCUGGGAAAUGUGGAGGCAGUAGGGCUGCUUCUGCAGCAUGGAGCUGACCCCAAUGCACAGGAUGCCGAAGGCAGGCCGCCUCUGCAUUCUGUAGCUUGGAGAGGACAUGUGGAAGUGGGUCGGCUUCUCCUUGGCGCAAAGGGGAUCAAGGUUGACUUGGCUUGCAACCAACAAGGGGCAACCGCUUUGAGCAUUGCUGCACAGGAGGAACACACAAACAUUGUCAGCAUGCUGCUGGAGAGGGGUGCUCACCCUGAUCACAUGGACAAAUACGGUCGCAGCCCUGUAAAAGUUGCUGGAAAAAGAGGACACUUGCCCAUCGUACGUCUGUUAGAGAGCUAUGGAGCUAAGCCAUAUCCAGGCCUGCUUCACCACUCCAAUGCAAUGUCCCCUAAAAGAGGGACUGUCAAGAGUCCCUUAAACAGCUCCAACAGCAAUAGAGCUGAAGUUGGCACAAUAGGAGCAGCUCUGUCAGGAGCAUCAGCUGCUGCCUCCACCUCUUCAAUGUCAUCCCCAGGCUCCACUGGCGAGCGAUUCCAUUCGAUGCAGAGCUCCCAAACCUCUUCCACAUGCCACUCCCUGGCUACAGUGCAGACAGUGCCGGCUGAUAGCUUGAGUUUCACUCAGCAGAUUCAACAGCAUUCGCUCCCAAGAAGUCGUAGCCGGCCCUCAACGCUGCCCCCUCCGGAGAACUCUGUCAGCGGCAGUCUCCACGGGAGUAGGCGGAGACCGCCGAAGGGCAGCCCUCCUCCCGGUGGUUGCACCGUCGAAGCCAUGGUCCACACAUGUGAACCCCCACAAAAAUGCUUCUCCUCUGGGUUUGAUUAUCCCAGCAAACUAAAGUCCCCAGACUCAAACCUGUUUCAAGCAGACAGAGCACAGUAUGGAGGGGGGAAAUGGAACUCGGUCAUGGUUUCCCUCGGGGUAAUGCCCGGACAAGAUUGCCCUCCAAGAGUGGCCAAAAACCGUGGGAGUCCACCUUUAGGAUACCCCUACCAAAUUCACAGCCCGGCUCAGGGAGAGACUUGGAAUUCUGGCCUUCAGAAGAAUAUUAUUUCCCCACCUUGCUAUAAUUAUACCCCAGUUUCCCCUGCUAGUGCCUUACCAGAGGACUCCACAGCACAUUUGUCAACCAAUGACCCACACCUCAAUUUAAAACAGGCCAUCAAACUGCAAUUUGAGGGUCCUACCAGUGCAGCCCUAUACAAAAGGGAGACACCACUAUGACCACACUACUAGGUGAUUUGACAUUUAGCCAUCAAUAUUUUUGUUUUGUUUUGUUUUAUAUUCAUUUUUUUAUGAACCUUGUACUGUAUGUAAAAUGUAUAGAACAUUAAUGCCACAUUUCACUUAAAUUAUGAACUCUAAAUACCAGAAGAACCAUUGGCCUGCAGGUUGAGCUCCAGAUGACUGCAUUCCUCUGUAGGCAUACAUUUAGAGGCAUUCCUGGCAUGGGAAUAACGGCAUUCUUUGUUUUAGUUGGAGAUUGAUGUUUUCACAGUUCAAGGGGCCAUUAGCAGGGUGGCUAAUGGCCUUUCGGGAUAGAUGAAAGAGGAAUGGAUUUGGCAGAGCCCGCCUCGCUGUCUUGCUUCCUGAGGAGUUCUUCCUGGGGACAAGAAGGCAAAAAAAGCUGAAAGCUGCUGGCUCACAAGCCUUUCUAAUUUUCGAUGAUUUGAUGAUUGUGUUUGUUUGUUGAUUAGUGUCUUUUUGGUCGUUUGUUAAACAGCUCGUCCACUAGCAUAGAUGGAAAAGGUGCAUUCUACCUCUCAAUCUUUUUCUGCUCUUGGACACUCUCCCAUAUUUUUUUAACAACCCAUUUCAUUUAAUCCUGAAAUGUGCACAUUUUAAUAAAGGACAUGGUCAUUAACGCAUGGAACCGGCAAUACAUUCAGCAGAAAGUAACAUAAAUAUGUCUUGCCUUUUUGUUUAUAAAUACCCUCCACCAUUGACCUCAGCUGACUGGCCUGCAUGGCUGCCAAUAACAGGCACUCCUUUGUUUCUAGGAGAGGGCCCCUAUUAGGCCAUCGUAGUGGUCGUCUGUAGGGAAGACUUAACAAUACAUCUACAUUCUUAUAGCCCCAAUAAUUAGUUUAAUUCCAAACGUAUACGUAAAUGUAAUAAGACAUACAAUGAAUAACCAAAUAAUAGGUUUCCUCAAAUAAUUUCGCACAAAAUAAGCCACUCAAUCUCACUUUUAUUAAGUAUGUAUAUAUAUUUUUUUAAUGGAUUAUAAAUCAGUAAUUCUGCUGCAGGGCUUCAUUGCAUUAAUGGUCUUUGAAAAAUACCUUUUUAUUUUCACUCAUGUCAAAACAGCAGCUGGCUUGUUGUCCUUUUCUGCAAGUGUCUGUCACUGUCAACAACAUAGCAUGCAGGCUGCCAACCCACCGUGCCUUAUGACACAAACUGUUGAGGACAGCCAGACGGAAGGCACCAACUCGGCUCGCUCCAAGUGUGACCGUAUCUGGCAGGAAGCAUAAUGAUCACGAUCAUCAGAUUCCAUGAGCCAUAACCGCUCAAGAUCGAUGUGGGGGGAGCGAGUGCUAUGGACGAUUCACAGCUCACUGAAGUACUUUCAUGGUAUGCUUUCUGAGCAUUUUUAAUCCGGUGAAUAUUUAAUUACCGUCUUGAAUUAAAUUGGCAAGCUGUGUCGUAAUGAGUCACAAACUCUGGAGGUGUCGUGUCUACUCAUUUUGUGUGUGUGUGUGUGUGUGUGUGUGUGUGUGUUUGUGUGUGAGACACAACAGCACCUUUGAAAUAGCUGUGAGGCAGGAUGCUGUGUUUGAUCACACAGGGAGAGAUGAAAGAGCACUUGAGCCUCUACCAGACAGCAGCCGCCUCACCCCAGCCGGGUGCUCAGUCUCUCGGCCAUCGCGACACGGAGCAACAUGUCUCGAGACUCUUUUAUUCACUCAGGCGUAACACACAAUGCGAAAAUCCAGCUUUCAAAAUCUGUACCCAUGUGGUUUGAUUCCGUGUUUGUUGUGCUACUUAAACAUGUGAGUGUACAUAGGGGUACAUGGGGUGAUGGAAUACAUCGUCAUAUUAAUCUAUGUCACAACCUUAUUAGCGUUUCAGAUUAACUAUAAAGUGUGUAGGCCUAUGCUUGCGUGGAUUCUC
Messenger RNA from Gadus morhua (Atlantic cod), 7161 nucleotides. RefSeq names its product ankyrin repeat domain 50-like (gene ankrd50l). Gene Ontology annotation, molecular function: protein binding. The transcript has 4 exons. The coding region runs from base 982 to 5271 and encodes 1429 amino acids. Lineage: Eukaryota; Metazoa; Chordata; Actinopteri; Gadiformes; Gadidae. The record is from RefSeq and is a predicted model, not a curated record.